CUUACUUUAUGAAUUUAGCUUCAAAAUAUCACAAUAUAAUGGAAUCAUUGACUACAGAAAUGGCUAGAUUUUUCCAGAGGCUAGACGGUUUGCUGUUAUGGAGUGUAUCUUUGUGUCAUGGGUUGUGGUGUGUGGGCGUGGGGCCGGCCAACGGUGGCCGGCCCCCCGGGUCUGAGGGGCUUGGGCCCACAUUUUGAAAGCAGACGUGAAGAAAGCAUGCCCUUCCCCCUCUGGGUUCAGCGGUGUGGGCGUGGGGCCGGCCAACGGUGGCCGGCCCCCCGGGUCUGAGGGGCUUGGGCCCACAUUUUGCAAGCAGACGUGAAGAAAGCAUGCCCUUCCCCCUGUGGGUCCAGCGGUGUGGGCGUGGGGCCGGCCAACGGUGGCCGGCCCCCCGGGUCUGAGGGGCUUGGGACCACAUUUUGCAAGCAGACGUGAAGAAAGCCUGCCCUUCCCCGUGGGUUGCGGCGUGUGGGCGUGGGGCCGGCCAACGGUGGCCGGCCCCCCGGGUCUGAGGGGCUUGGGCCCACAUUUUGCAAGCAGACGUGAAGAAAGCAUGCCCUUCCCCGUGGGUUGCGGCGUGUGGUUGUGGGGCCGGCCAACGGUGGCCGGCCCCCCGGGUCUGAGGGGCUUGGGCCCACAUUUUGCAAGCAGACGUGAAGAAAGCCUGCCCUUCCCCGUGGGUUGCGGCGUGUGGGCGUGGGGCCGGCCAACGGUGGCCGGCCCCCCGGGUCUGAGGGGCUUGGGCCCACAUUUCCUUUUUUUUGGUCUUCUCUCUCUUUCUCUGGGAAGGGUGCCGGCCAACGGUGGCCGGCCUAGUAUUUUAAAGUGUGGGCCUUUUUGGCGGUGGCUUUUUCUGUCUUUUCUUUGGUCUUUGCUGCCUCUCGGCCUACGUGGCCGAGUUUCCCCGAUGUACCGCCUCUCUCUUCUCUCGCCGGCUGUCGUUCUUUAGCCCUUUAUGCUAUUUUGCACAGAAGCCUCCUUUGGGGCGGUGUCCUCUGGUUUUUUUUCUUUCUCUCUCUCUCUCUCAGGGAUGCGUGCCGGCAAACAUUGGCCGGCCCGGCUUAAUGUAUGGGCCUUGUCGCCUGUGGCUUUUUUCUUUCUUUUCUUUUCUUUUCUUUUCUUUUUGCUGCCUCUCGGCCUACGUGGCCGAGUUUCCCCCGAUGCACCGCCUCUCUCUUCUCUCUCGGCUGUCGUUCUUUAGCCCUUUAUGCGAGUUUGCACCGAAGCCUCCUUUGGGGCGACGGCCCCUCUUUCUUCCUGUCUGGGAAUCGUGCGGGCCAACGGUGGCCGGCCUAGUAUUUUAAAGUGUGGGCCUUUUUGGCGGUGGCUUUUUCUGUCUUUUCUUUGGUCUUUGCUGCCUCUCGGCCUACGUGGCCGAGUUUCCCCGAUGUACCGCCUCUCUCUUCUCUCGCCGGCUGUCGUUCUUUAGCCCUUUAUGCUAUUUUGCACAGAAGCCUCCUUUGGGGCGGUGUCCUCUGGUUUUUUUUUUUUCUCUCUCUCUCUCUCAGGGAUGCGUGCCGGCAAACAUUGGCCGGCCCGGCUUAAUGUAUGGGCCUUGUCGCCUGUGGCUUUUUUCUUUCUUUUCUUUUCUUUUCUUUUCUUUUUGCUGCCUCUCGGCCUACGUGGCCGAGUUUCCCCCGAUGCACCGCCUCUCUCUUCUCUCUCGGCUGUCGUUCUUUAGCCCUUUAUGCGAGUUUGCACCGAAGCCUCCUUUGGGGCGACGGCCCCUCUUUCUUCCUGUCUGGGAAUCGUGCGGGCCAACGGUGGCCGGCCUAGUAUUUUAUAGUGUGGGCCUUUUUGGCGGUGGCUUUUUCUGUCUUUUCUUUGGUCUUUGCUGCCUCUCGGCCUACGUGGCCGAGUUUCCCCGAUGUACCGCCUCUCUCUUCUCUCGCCGGCUGUCGUUCUUUAGCCCUUUAUGCUAUUUUGCACAGAAGCCUCCUUUGGGGCGGUGUCCUCUGGUUUUUUUUCUCUCUCUCUCUCUCUCUCAGGGAUGCGUGCCGGCAAACAUUGGCCGGCCCGGCUUAAUGUAUGGGCCUUGUCGCCUGUGGCUUUUUUCUUUCUUUUCUUUUCUUUUCUUUUCUUUUUGCUGCCUCUCGGCCUACGUGGCCGAGUUUCCCCCGAUGCACCGCCUCUCUCUUCUCUCUCGGCUGUCGUUCUUUAGCCCUUUAUGCGAGUUUGCACCGAAGCCUCCUUUGGGGCGACGGCCCCUCUUUCUUCCUGUCUGGGAAUCGUGCGGGCCAACGGUGGCCGGCCUAGUAUUUUAUAGUGUGGGCCUUUUUGGCGGUGGCUUUUUCUGUCUUUUCUUUGGUCUUUGCUGCCUCUCGGCCUACGUGGCCGAGUUUCCCCGAUGUACCGCCUCUCUCUUCUCUCGCCGGCUGUCGUUCUUUAGCCCUUUAUGCUAUUUUGCACAGAAGCCUCCUUUGGGGCGGUGUCCUCUGGUUUUUUUUUUUCUCUCUCUCUCUCUCUCAGGGAUGCGUGCCGGCAAACAGUGGCCGGCCCGGCUUAAUGUAUGGGCCUUGUCGCCUGUGGCUUUUUUCUUACUUUUCUUUUCUUUUCUUUUCUUUUUGCUGCCUCUCGGCCUACGUGGUCGGGUUUCCCACGAUGCACCGCCUCUCUCUUCUCUCGCCGGCUGUCGUUCUUUACCCCUUUAUGCGAUUUUGCACAGAAGCCUCCUUUGGGGCGGCGGCCCCUCUUUCUUCCUCACAGGGAAGCGUGCCGGCCAACGGUGGCACGCCUAGUAUUUCAACGUGUGGGCCUUGUCGGCCUAUGUGGUCGACGUGUUUCCCACGAUGCACCGCCUCUGUCUUCUCUCGCGGCUGUCGUUCUUUACCCCUUGGUGCAAUCUUGCACAGAACCCUUCUUUGGGGCGGCGGCCUCUAUUUCUUCCACUCAGGGAAGCUCGCCGGCCAACGAUGGCCGGCCUAGUAUUUCAGUGUGUGGGCCUUGCCGGAUGUGGCUUAUUCUUUCUUUUCUUUUAUUUUCAUGAAAUCAGCGGGGGAGGAUGGGCGGGUUGUGUUUCCACAGAACACCACUCAAAGAAACAGUUAGCGGUAUCCUAUACUGUUCUAAAUUGCUCGACAACAUAAUGAUAGAAUCAUAGAAACAUGGCACCAAACAUCAUAUAAUCAUAAAGCUAGAAGAGACCAUCCAGUUCAACGCCAUUCUGCCAUGCAAAAACAAUAUACAGUAGAGUCUCAGUCAUCCAACACUCGCUUAUCCAAUGUUCUGGAUUAUCCAACUUAUUUUUGUAGUCAAUGUUUUCAAUAUAUUGUGAUAUUUUGUUGCUAAAUUCGUCAUUACUACGUAAUAUUACUGCGUAUUGAACUACCUUUUCUGUCUAAUUUGCUGUUAAACAAGAUUUUAUGGGGCUUAAUUUGUAAAAUAACCUAAUUUGCUGUUCAAAGGGCUUUUCCUUAAUGUCUCCUUAUCAUCCAACAUAUUUGCUUAUCCAACGUUCUGCUGGCCCGUUAAUGUUGGAUAAGCGAGACUCUACUGUAUCCAGAAAUAUCUGGUGCUGUAACCGAUAUAUCAUUUACCGUCCCGGAAUACUAGCCAGAUGGCCCAUGAAUGGUCACAAAAGUCAUAGAAAUAUGGUCACAGAAGUCAUGGAAUAAUAGAAACAUGGUCCCUAAAGUCAUAGACUCAAAGAAACAAGUAACAGAAUCAUCCCAAAAGUCCUAGAAUCCUAAAAUGAUAGAAUCAUAGAGUCAUGGCGCCAAACAUCAUAGAAUCAUAAAGGUAGAAGAGACCAUCCAGUCCAAUGCUAUUCUGCCAUGCAAAAGCAAUAUAACACUCUUGCAGGCUUCAUCAUUACUGGAUCCGUCCUUCAGGACUUUGGCAAACGUUGGAUGUGCAAUGUUGCUAUUUCAUCCAAGGCAGAAAUUCAACUCAUUCUUGGAUGGACAAACAGAACCACAACUGCUAACGUUCCCUUAAGGCAGUGUUUCUCAACCUGUGGAUCUCCAGGUGUUUUUACCUACAAGUCCCAGAAAUCCCAGCCAUUUUACCAGCUGUUAGGAUUUCUGGGAGUUGAAGGCCAAAACAUCUGGGGACCCACAAGUCGAGAACCACUGCCUCAAGGGAGAAACUGUGGCAUUACCUCCGAAGUUAAAAAAUUGGAAAAACCAAACUCUUCCUUGAAAAGCUGUGAUUGUCUAGACAUGUGGGGGUUAAAUCUAGGGCAAAGGAGUGUAAAAAUAGAUGGGAGGGUCCAAUGUGAAAGGUUUGGAACCCCUCCCCUUAUAUAUAAAACAAAGACUCCGCCUCCAAUAUGUGGCAUUCAGUGUGUGUCCACACCAGGGUAGAAUUGGCACCAUGCUCUCCAGAUCAGCCAUGCACGUGCCACAUUAUGCCCCUUCCAUGUUCAGGGAGUUUGACAGAUGGAAGGGCUAUCUGAGCCUUGCGAAAGUGGUUACGGAGAUCAUCGCGGAACGCAAGAAGGUCCCAUUUCCAUCUCAGAGUUUGGACACAAUGGAGUACGACAUGCAGCUAGUCCUCAACGAGGACAACUUUGAAACAGCAUCACAAUGGGUUAAUGGAAGCAGUUCCAGCAGCAAGAGCUCCAAAGGUAGUGCCAAUGGCCAGGCUUCCCAAAACAAGGAGAUUUGCAAUUUCUGCAAACACAACGGGGAAUCCAAGCAGGUCUAUUCGUCCCACCGGCUGAAGGGGAUGGACGGCACCGUGGAGUGCCCCAUCUUGCGCAAAUACACCUGUCCGCUCUGCGGUGCCACGGGCGAAAAGGCCCAUACUUUAAAAUACUGCCCACUGAGCCAAGGGAAGAGGUCGCUGUAUCGCAAGUGCGGACGUAACUCGGCUGGACGCAAGGUUUGGAGAAUGGAAGCCCAAUUCUCUUAGACUACAUUUGUGAGUCCAGAAAUGUUUUUUUAUGUAUAUUGUUGCCUUCUUUCACAUUUGUUGUACCUAGGUUAAUUAUAUUGUGUUUCUUUUAGAUGUGUCAGUUGCCUAGUGUGAUGAUUCAUGGGCCCUGCAGUCCUAUUCCUGACAGUAUUGUGGCAGAUGAGGAGGAAAAUAUGGAGUUUUCCCCAGAUUUCCGGUCGGAGUCAGAGCCUUGGCAGCUGCCUGAAGUUCUAGUCCAAGAACCAAUUAAACCUGACCUUGGUGGGAACUCUCCCCCUUAUGGGAGAAAACAGGCUUACACGACUGAUAGAGGAUCGAGAGAAAAAUUUAGAAGUACUGCUCGCCUUGCUGCCAAAUAUGCCACUGAUUAGAAGUAUUUCCCCUGAGAAAAUACGGGGAGUCUUGCACCUGCAAGCUGGUUUCCUUCGCUCCCUGUUCUCUAGGGAAAGUGAUUGUUGUUUGGGGAAACGAGACCCAAUAUAGGGAAAUUGCGCGAAGGAUUCCUUGCGGAGUCAAUUCGUCAGCUCCUGGAGAGAGGUCAUGUGUGUGUGGACUUCGAAUCCUGUUCCUUGCCUCCUGAAUCUAGUUCCAAGCCUUGUCCUCGUCUCACGGAUUUACCACAGAUCUUGUUCCAUGCUUCAAGUUGCCUCAUUUGAAAGGUCUGCUUCUGAACUUUAUUCUACACUUGUUUUUAUUGACUUUAUAUAUUCCUUUAAUAAAGAUAUUAGAUAGAAUCUGGCCUCAGUGUAUGGUUAUUGGUGCCCAGCAGCCUAUAUCCUGACACCUUGUAUCAUGCUUUUUUAUACAUAUAAUCAUGUUUUUUACAUAUGUAAUAUCACGUUCCUUUGACAUCUGUAAUUGCCUUAUAUCAUAUUUUAUAUUGUGUUUUAUAUAUGCAGUUACUUUACAUGUUUCUUUUAUGUAUGGAUGUAUAAUUUUUACAUGUUUAAUUAUAUUAUUUGCAACUAUAAUUGCCUAAUAUCAUGCUUCUUUUAUAUAUGCAAUGACAUCAUGUUUAUUUAACGUAUAUAAGUGCCUUAUAUCAUGUCCGGGUUAUCAUGUGUGUCUCCAGAGGGAUGCAGCCCUAUCCUUUGCAGGGAAAAUAUAGAAAUAUCUUCUAAAUGGCUACUGUCUAGAAUUUUGUUUUGUAAAGAAAGGAAAAGUUUAUAUGCUAUUGGAAAGAAAGAUACUAUUUUAUGUUUAAAUUUUGGAAAGGAAUAGAAUUGGUUAUUAUUACUGUGGUCUAACCUUCAAUUGUUUGCAAGUUGUUCUAAAGUUUGGAUCGUAGAGUUUAAUAAACAGAGUUUAUGGUUUUGGCAUCAAAACUGUUCAUGUUGUGCUUAAAUGGGAUUGAAUUUUCUUUAAUUUGUGGCCCAUAAUAGGCUGGUUAUAAGCCUGAUCUGGAAGGCAGCCAAGGCAAAGACCAUUGAGCUGCUGAACUUGCAGACUGAAAGGUCCCAGGUUCAAAUCCCGGGAGCAGAGUGAGCGCCCGCUGUUAGCUCCAGCUUCUGCCAACCUAGCAGCUUGAAAACAUGCCAAUGUGAGUAGAUGAAUAGGUACCGCUGUGGCGGGAAGGUAAUGGCACUCCAUGUAGUCAUGCCGACCACAUGACCUUGGAGGUGUCUAUGGACAACACUGGCUCUUGGGGUUAGAAAUGGAGGUGAGCACAACCCCCAGAGUCAGACAUGACUGAACUUAACGUCAAGGGAUACCUUUACACACACACACAUGCAGGGACUACACCAAUUUAACAAAGUUUCAGCCACAAAAACAAAGUUUCUAAAGUAGAGCAAUGACUUUCACAGUAAAGACAACCCAAUUUAACAGGAAAUAAGACUUUCAAACCAGGAACAGAUUUCUGCAAUUAUUAAAAAAUGGUUCAUUAUAAAAGCUAUGAAAAUUUGCCAAAAAUCAGAGGAUAAGGGAAACGUUCCACAUUUUGGUGAGCUAUCAGUGUUAAAUGUGUUCUACCACUGUACCAAGUUUGAAGAAGAUCACUCAAAAAAUGAG
This is a messenger RNA of Anolis carolinensis (green anole), 6867 nucleotides long. RefSeq names its product nanos homolog 2-like. Gene Ontology annotation, molecular function: zinc ion binding; mRNA binding. The coding region runs from base 4201 to 4854 and encodes 217 amino acids. The record is from RefSeq and is a predicted model, not a curated record. Gene Ontology annotation, cellular component: perinuclear region of cytoplasm. The transcript has 2 exons. Gene Ontology annotation, biological process: oogenesis; negative regulation of translation. NCBI's taxonomy places the organism in Eukaryota, Metazoa, Chordata, Lepidosauria, Squamata, Anolidae.